Ruditapes philippinarum (Manila clam) is the source of this 985-nucleotide messenger RNA. RefSeq lists its product as uncharacterized. NCBI's taxonomy places the organism in Eukaryota, Metazoa, Mollusca, Bivalvia, Venerida, Veneridae. The transcript has 6 exons. The record is from RefSeq and is a predicted model, not a curated record. Bases 15 to 680 code for a protein of 221 amino acids.
GACAGAAUAGCAUUAUGGAAGAGCAAGAACAUGAACAGGGUAUCCUGAACAUACUUGAUGAAAUGCUGAAUAUUGUUGAAGGGAGAAAUGAGCAGAGUAAAAAGGCUCGUUGUGAUGCUACACCAAGUCUUGUUAACAAAAAAGGAAAAGUUAAUGAACAUGCAAGACAGAAGCUGAUAGAUAACAUCAAUCUUAUGAAAACAAUGCUUAAAGAAGAUAAUCCUUCAGCCGAGAUAAGCUACACUAUUCAACUGUACACUCCGCAUCAGGUUUCAACUGAUUCAACAAAGAUGUUUUGCGAAUGUCUUGCACAGAUAUUAACGGUCAUAAAGUUUCAAAUUGUAGAAGAACAAGCCUCACUACAGAAGCAUCUACCAUUACUCUUGGUAUGCCCGUCUGUUUCAAGACUUGAACCAAGUGUUGACAGUGCACUUGACGGGUUUAAAUGGGAUGAAUCAUUUAAAGUUAUCCUUCUUAAUUUUGUGACAGAGAAGUGCUUACCAGCGAUAUCAUCAAAAAUGAAGGUUCCACUGAAGCCAGCUUACAAGAAUAUUGAAUUCAUCGACAUGGCCUUUAACAAAGACGAUAAAUUGUAUGAAUGUGAAAUGAAUAACACUGCAUUGUCCAAGAUUAUGACUUUUGUUGAAACAAAAAGAAAUGAAGAAACAAUGAUAGAUUAACAUAUUGUUCCUAUCAAGGUUAUUCAAGGUCAUUGUAACGUAAUCGUUAUAACAGUUUCAAAGAAUAACUAUUCAUACAUUUCAUACAGUGACAAAGAUAUAUUUCAAAAAUAAGUAAAUUAGACACUGAAUUAUGUGAUUCCUUUAUCGCAAGAAAUUGCAACAGAACUAAAAAUUAUUCAAAAAGAUGAUGGUGUUUAGCAGCUGCUUAUUUCCAAAUCGGAAAUUGAAACCGAAUAAUUUUUCAUUAUUUUUGUCUUUAUAUUAACAAUAAUAAAGUGUAGUUUAAUCACUCAUGUAUUUGU